Messenger RNA from Phoenix dactylifera (date palm), 3551 nucleotides. The record is from RefSeq and is a predicted model, not a curated record. Lineage: Eukaryota; Viridiplantae; Streptophyta; Magnoliopsida; Arecales; Arecaceae.
CUCUUUUACUAUUUUCUAAUGCGCGCAUUAGUCCAAUGGCUGCAUCAGCUAGACCGCGGACGAAGAACUGGGGUUACAUUCGUGGAAGCAAGAUUAGGAUUUAUACUCCUCAAUCUUUUUAUAAACCCUUUUCUUGUUCGAUUUACUUUGUUUCUCUCAGUUCAACGCUGCUCUCCGAUGCUCUCUCUCUCUCUCUCUCUCUCUCUCUCUCUCUUGUUCCUUCCUUUUUUUUGGGUACAGCUCUCCGUCUCUCUUUUUAAUGGAUCACUACGGAUGGAAGAUCUCAUUCAUGGCUGAGGCGGAGUCAUGAUCCAGCGGAGGGGCGAGGCAAUCGGUUGGGUGGUCGAGGGUUAAAAAAAAAGAAAAAGAACAAAAUUUUCAUCCCUAGCAUAUCAUGAUUUGUCCCGAGAGUUCUUUACGGAAGUAGUCGUUCUAGCUUCUGAUUUCGUGGAUGGAUGGGGCAGGGCUGGGGGCAUCAAGCUGAGCCAACCUUCGGUGAUUCUUGCGACGGCGGGAUAUGACCACACCAUCAAGUUCUGGGAGGCCAAAAGCGGUCGGUGCUACCGCACCAUUCAGUACCCGGAUUCUCAAGUUAAUAGGAUGGAGAUAACCCCGAUGAGCGAUUCCUAGCUGCAGCUGGAAAUCCUCGCAUCCACCUUUUUGAUGUUAACUCCAACAGCCCUCAGCCAGUUAUAAGCUAUGAUUCCCAUACUAAUAAUGUGAUGGCUGUGGGAUUUCAAUGGGAUGGGAAUUGGAUAUUUGGAUGUAUUCAGGUUCCGAAGGUGGCACGGCAAAAAUAUGGGAUUUAAGGAAUCUGAAACAGCUUGUUUUCAUUGAAUCUUGCUGUGGAUGUGGUAACUUCUUCAAUUUUUGAAUUGCCAGUUAGCAUUUGUUAUCUGCAGAAGUUUUAUACGCUGAACUGGUCCCUGACUUGCUGAUUAUCAAAAGUAGAUCGACUUGGCAUUUCGUAUUGGUGCUGUGACUUCAUUCAUUGUUGACAGAAGCUUUCCGAAUUAUGUAGAAUGCUAAAAGAUACAAAAUUGAAGGAUAUUAUUGAAGAACAAGAAGUUGUAAAGGACCAUGUAUUGCACAUUGGUACCCUAAUACUAUGCAGGUUAUAUUUUAUAUGUGUAAAUUUGUUAGUUAUUUCGAUCCUCUCUUGCUUCCUGCUUUAUUUUCUGCAUCCCUGUUUCGGGACUGCGACUUGUCAAUGAGAAUAUGAAAGUCGUGCAGCUGUUAACACAGUGGUUCUACAUCCAAAUCAGGUUCAGCUUUAGAUGCUACUUGCAGAUCUUUUAAUGAUGUGAUCAUGAUGCAAUCUGCUACUAAAACAUCCUUUUGAUAUCCAUUUUAUUGGACAAAUAUUUCAAAUAUUUAACUAAUGGUGCCCACAGUUUACUUCCAAAUCUACCAAUUUCUAGACCAUAUAGAUUGUAAGUUGCUUUUUUUUUAAACUGUUGAAGCAUCCCCCAGCUCUAUUUUGCUUCCUGCUGUGUCCAGUAAGCAACAACUAAACAGAUAAAAUCUGGGUGUUUUUUUCCACCCCCAACUUCAUGAUAAGAGGUGUUAACAUGAACUUGGUGCUGCUUAUAGUGCCCUUUCCAAUUCACUUGGUUCAUAGUCUGUAUACCAGUCCUCUCAAGUCCGUGCCACUAAACUCAAAACUAGACCCUUUCUGAUACAUUUCCAAAUGUCGGUUUCCACUGUUCUAGAAUGGAUUGGAAAUUGAACAAAUGGGUUCCUUAAUUUUUCUUUUAAAUGAAUUGCAAAAUCUCAAGCAUACAUAGAACAGCAAAAUAGAAGUCAUCGGACAAUGCAAGGGAGAAAAAAUUUGAGCUGCAAGUGCAUUAUUGAUGAAAUAGAGCAAAGUAAGAGAGUAAUUAUGGGGCCUAAAAGAGGCAUAUACUGAAGUACACUGUUGAGGAUUUAUAUCUGAAGCAAAUAACUUGAGUUAGAAAAUAAUCAAGGAGAACUGUAGGAGAUGAUGAAUGAGAAUGAGGUGAUCGAGGGCAUAGUAAAAUCCUACAACAAUCUCUGACUGACUAGAUCUGGGUUUUAGGACAUUCAUGCUGAUGCUCUAAACUGCUUAAAGGAGCAUGUCACUUGCGUUUGAUGAUAAUUAGGAGAGCAGUGCUAGUGCUCCGUGACCCUUAACCUGGUCCUCCAAAGAAAGAGGACCAGGGGAACUAAAUAUUACAGUCCUAAUACUCAUACAACUAUAUCCAGUUCUGCAUCUGUUAUUUGCAAUUAUUAUGAGCUUCUUAGAAAUAGAAAAAGAGUAUUGAUGGUUAGUAGUUUGCAGAUGAGUGUGUUUGAUCCUCGCAAAAACAAGUUGCUAACUGCGACCAUUUCAGUUUCUUAUCCUGUCAAAGCGAAAUGAAUGUUAAUUAUUAAAGUAGUUUACUAUUCUGAAAUUAUGCUCACAAAUGAAAGACCAGAAGAAUUGUUUUGCUUCUGAUAUCCUCCUAUUGAUGGAUCUUUGGUUAUCAUUCAGUAUCUUAUACUUGGACCUAAUACCUUCCUUUUCAUGUGCAUGCGCUUGCACGUGUAUUUUUACUUGGGCCUAAUACUUUGAUCUGGCAAUAUGCCUCCUCUCUGAAACUGUGGCAGUUUCUAUCCUGUCAUAGUGAUUCUAAGCAGUGGACCAAAUUUGUCUGUCAACUUGAAGAAUUCCUCAAUGUACACUUUGUCAUUUUGCAGAGAGACUUAAUAUCUGAUGAUCAAAAUGGAAACAUACGGGUGUGGGAUCUGACAGCAAAUUCAUGCAGCUGUGAGUUGGCGCCUGCGAUUGAUACAGCUGUGAGUUCUCUAACAGUAAUGUGGAUGACAGCAUGGUGGUUGCUGCAAAUAAUCAUGGAAUAUGCUGUCUGGCGCCUGCUCAAAGUGACACAGUUAUCUCAGUUCCUGUGCCCAGUUUAUGCAUAGUGAUCUGCAACAUUCUGAUUCUCAAACUGGCAUUCAACCUGCUGGAGACAAUGACAUACUUCGAACCGCUGCAUAAGCUACAAGCACACGAUGACUACAUCUUGAAAUGCCUACUUCCACUAGAAUUUAUUGAUCCUCAGAGGUAUCAUUCGAACAAAUUAUCCGCAGAGCAAUUUCUCCAUAAAACUCAGAUCCUUGUGAAUGCGGUAUUCAUAUUUAGGAUCUUACAAGUUCUCAGUGGAACUAUUUCUAGGUAUCUUGCCACUGCAUCAUCUGAUCAUACUGCUAAAAUAUGGAAUGCUGAUGGUCUCACCUUGGGACGAGCUUUAACAGGACAGCAGCGGUGGGUCUUGGAUUGUGUGUUCUCCAUGGAUGCUUCUUCUGAUACAACUGCAAGACUGCAGAUGAUGUCCACAGGGGAAGCCAUUAGAGUUUAUCAAGGGCACCACAAAGCAGCUGUCUGCUGAUCGUGCCGAAUCACCACCAUCAUGAUCCUAAUCCGUGUACAGAUGUCAUUCAUGUGUAAUAACAUUUGAUAGUUACAUCCCGUUGCUUGUUUUCGGUCUUCUUAUUUUUCAGUGUCAUGAAGUUUCUAUUACCAGUCAGCUUUGCUCAUGCCUUUUCUA